Dichomitus squalens LYAD-421 SS1 is the source of this 741-nucleotide messenger RNA. RefSeq lists its product as uncharacterized. The record is from RefSeq and is a predicted model, not a curated record. Lineage: Eukaryota; Fungi; Basidiomycota; Agaricomycetes; Polyporales; Polyporaceae. The transcript has a single exon. Bases 1 to 741 code for a protein of 246 amino acids.
AUGGUGAACCCCGCGUACCUCUUCGUCUUCACCGAACGCGGCUCGGCCAUCGACGAAGCCAUCUUCGAAGAUUGGUACGACAACGAGCACAUACCUCUCCGCCUCAAUCUGCCCGAUAACCUUUUCGCCGGCGUCACUCGCUGGACUGCUGCGGACGGGAAGAUUCCCCAGCAUCUCGCCAUCUAUAACCUCUCGUUGCCCGAUGCGACCUCCCAUCCCGCAUACGUUGCGCUCGCAGGGUCUCGCAGCUCGCGCGAGAUCGACAUCCUCGCGAAGCUCGCGUACCUCGACAGGCGGGUGUACGUGCCGUUCGGGCACGAGCCCAUUGGCGCGCAGAAGGAGGGGUACGACGAGCGGAACCCGGGGCCGUUCUUGCUGGUCGCCGAGCUGAACGUGAAGGAUUCGCCCGAGGCGGAGGCGGAGGUCGAGAGGUGGUACCUUGAGGAGCACAUCGCGGAGGUGAGGAAAGUGCCGGGCUGGGUGCGGAGCAGGGUGUGGACUGUCAAGGAGGUCCUGAGCGUGUGGGGCACGAGCGUGGACGUGUCGGCGCCGCAGAAAGCUCCGGCGAGAGUCGUCGCGCUGCACGAGUGGGAGAGCCCUGAGGCACUGCAAGGUCCGGAGGUCCAGGCGGCGAUCGAUACGGACUGGUCGAAGAGGCUAUUGAGCGAUGGGGUAAUUGCUGGGAUAGAAACUAGGCUGUUGAGAUACUUGCGGGGAUGGGAAGGUAAAGAGGGAGCGUAG